AUGGCUUCCAUUCAUUUGUACCCGGACAGACCAAGAAUCUAUCGUUGUUCCAUCAAAGGCAAGGAUGUGGAGAUUAGCCCGGACCAGUGCAAAGCGCUUGAGUUAGGACUUGGUUAUUACCCCAUUGCAGCCAUCUAUGGCCCAUCUGGUACAGGGAAAACCUUAGUCGGGGCCCUUAUAGCAGCAGGUUCCGCAGAAAGAGGGGAUACUGUGGUGGUAACGGCUGACAACAACUAUGCUGUGGCUCAGAUAACCGAAACUAUUCUCUCCAUUGAUGGUAUUCAAAAUUUGGGAAUCGUGCGAUAUGUUUCUGAUACAGCUGCCACGGAAAAUAACGCUUCGACUCAAGUGGACCUCGAUUCUGUCUUGGAAAAUCUCGGCGAUAUCUAUUUUGAUCAGCUUUCUGCAUGGGAACUCGAGAUGUGUCGCAAAUUCAAGCAGGAGAGGAUGAUCCUCAAGGAAUAUCUGCAAGAUCCUGAUCGUGGGCUGUUUAUGGCUGAACAAGAAAAGGAAGAUUACAUGAUUUCGGAAGAGUAU
This is a messenger RNA of Cylicostephanus goldi, 537 nucleotides long. Lineage: Eukaryota; Metazoa; Nematoda; Chromadorea; Rhabditida; Strongylidae. The record is from the annotation of a GenBank genome assembly.